Messenger RNA from Aethina tumida (small hive beetle), 2816 nucleotides. RefSeq names its product protein germ cell-less. The transcript has 6 exons. Gene Ontology annotation, biological process: germ cell development. NCBI's taxonomy places the organism in Eukaryota, Metazoa, Arthropoda, Insecta, Coleoptera, Nitidulidae. The record is from RefSeq and is a predicted model, not a curated record. Gene Ontology annotation, molecular function: protein binding. The coding region runs from base 222 to 1664 and encodes 480 amino acids.
UUGAUGUUUCUGUCAGUUUUUAACGUUUAUUUCAAUAAGUUUUCGUCACGCUCAAAGUAUACGUGAUUUUUUUCAAUAUUAUUUAAUAUUAAGUGAUUAAUAUGUAGUGUUAAAUUACUCUAAUGUGCAUAAAUAUGGUGUAAAUAUCGAUAAAACUUGAUCGAAAAACGUUGACCCAUUUUGGUAAAGGUUUUGGGAUAUAUAUUAUUUUUUUGUGAAAAAUGGGAAUACGCUUUUCCACUGAGAAUAUUAUGAAAAAUGUGUCCGAAUACGUAAUUGGUAAGAAACGUAAGCACUGCGACUCAGAAGAUGAGGAAGUAAACAAAAUCAUUGAUAUUGCUCUUCAUACUCCAAAAAGGAAAAAGUUGACAACAACCGCAAAUUACAUAUACCAAGCGUUGUUCCAAGAGGGCAAAAACUCCGACGUGACAGUAUGCGCCCUCGGGGAGGAGUUCCAUCUGCACAGGAUAUACCUGUGUCAGAGUCCUUACUUUGCCAGCAUGUUUGGGGGGUCGUGGCUGGAAACGACGCAGAAAUACAUCCACAUCGACGUUGUAGAUCAAUUAAUCACUAUAGAUUCGCUCAAAGUUGUUUUGGGGUCCCUGUACAACUGCGAGAUAACUUUGAACCCUAUGGAAAUCGUACCUAUUUUGGCGACAGCCACCAUGUUCCAGCUGGACGGACUGAUAGAGAAAUGCACUGAAGUCAUGCUGGAGACUAUAAAUCCGAAGACUUCCCUCGAUUAUUACAACGCAGCUUGUCAAUACGGGGACAAGAAGCUGCAGCAGGUCUGCUUUCAAUGGUUCCUCGUCAAUCUGAUGCCGUAUUACUUCAACCAUCCGUUGUCUGAAAUUAGAACGUUACCAAUAUCGUUGAUGACGAAGCUUGUGGCUGAUCCUGAUCUCUACGUCAUACAGACGGAGUACACCAUUUACUUGAUGCUCAAGUAUUGGGUGUACAUGUUGGAGAAUGCGACGGAGCAGGAGCCGUGCAUCAACCAAGUCAACGAGUUCUUCAGCAAAAGAAAUGAGAGUCGGCCUUUCUUGUUAACCACAGAGGGCAAAAAAUACAUCCCAGUAUUCGAGGGCCUGAGGAUCCAAAACUUGAUAUCCCACCAGCUCGACGUAGUGCUGAUUUUGAAGGACAACAUUCUCCCCAGGACGUGGUUAGACCCGGUAGUACUCCAACAAUGGAAGAACGUCUUAAGGGUUAAUCAAAACGACGACAAAGGGCCGAGUGGAGUCCCCCAGGAAACCUUCCUGACGAGCAGCCUGAGGUGCGGCAGGGUGCUGCAGGUGAACGAGAGGCACGUGUGGAGGUGGACCGGCUUCCACUUCGGCGUCGACCUGCUCAUGAUCACCGACGGGCUCACGCUGUCGAUAAAACGGAACCACCGUUCGGAGUUCGAGCAACUGCUCAGCUUCCAGACCGUCAGGCAAAUUGCUAUUAGGGUGCGCGUGGUGAAACUGAACGAACAGAGACAGAUCGUGUACUCCAAGCAGUCGGACAUAUUGGAGUUGACGUUGGCCAAGGGCGAGGAAAUACAACUGAUGACGUUCGACAAAGACUUGAAAUAUCCGAUCAUCAUAUCGGCGAAUAUUUUGUACACGUCGCCCGACACGCAAGAACCCACAGAGCAAGAGGAGACCCUAAGCAUUACGUAGUGUUUUGUUAAGGCUUGGUGUUUUACGACGUGACGAACACUGUGGUGUUUUUUUAUCAUUUCCAAUGGAAAAGAAUGACGGUUUAGGUACACGUUAUCGAAGAAGGGUUGUUGAUUUUUCAACAGGUUUAUGGCUAUUGGAUUUGGUUGCAGGGAGCAAAGUACGUGGUAGAUAGUCAGAAAUUAUAAAACGAAUAUAUUGUUAUUUUUAAUUUUUAUAUAUGCACAUACCUUUUAGAAUAUUAAACUAUAUACAUAUAUAUAUAUAUAUACAUAUUAUAUUGUCGUUAUUAGUUAUUUCUGUUGCAAAUUUUAUAACAAUCUUAAUGAUAUAAAAGAGCUACAGUUGUAAAACAAACAUUUCUAGUCAUGUUACAUUAAUGUAUUGCAGCGAUUUUGGCCGUUAAUACUCAAAAAAAUUUGCAACGAGCUUCGAGUUGUGGCGUUGAUAUUUUUAUAGUCCCAAUCAACAAUAUACAUAUUAUAUUAAUUUUAGGACAAUACUGAUGAAACAAUUCUAUUAAUCGUUACCUGUGAUGUUAAUUGAGGAAAUGUUUACUUAAACAUACUUCUACAUAUUUAUGUUCUAUCUGAAUGUAAAACAAUUAUUUAAAUCAUUUUUAAACCGUAUAAUUAAGAUAACUAAACUUGUUACAUGUAUAUUUUUAUAACUUUAUAGUUUAGAUUUACAAUAAGUAUUUAAAAUCAUACUUUAAUAUGUUAUGGUUAUAUUAUAUUAGAUAGUUUUGAUCCACUAUAAAUUCCACAUCAAAAUAUUAAUAAUACGCAUUUAAAUUGGACUGUGAUAUGUGAAUUAUGUUUGAAGAAACACCUAAUGUCAAUAAUUGUAUUAUUUCAAUAGUUUUACUUGAUAUAACUUAUAGUGGAUGGAUUAGUUAUUUAUUUGUGCCAUUAAAAAUGUUACCAAAAGCAGCUACUUUAUUUUCAGGCUUUUAUUAUUGUUAAAUUUAGAUUUUUGCUUUCUAAACUUACACAAACUGAUACAUUAAUCAAAAACUAAUAUUGGAAAUAUGUUCAAUUUAUCGGGGGGUUAUUAAUUAAUAAUAGAUAUUUAAAAGUGCGCUUAACAUAUGUUAUAUAUCGCUAGUCAGUAACGCUUCAUGUUCAUUUAAAAUAUACGUUUGUAAUGAUC